AUGCCGUGGCUACGGAAGCACAACCCCAACAUCGACUGGAACACCCUCACCAUUCAACUCGCGCCCAACCUCCGCGCCGUAGUAUUCGAGCCAGAGCCACACUUGCGCAGCGUCACGAUGCUGGAAGAGCUACCUCGCGACGAACCGGAUUGGGUGGGAGAGGCGCCCCAAGACCCUCGAGUAGUGCUGGAGGAGGUCGAGUCGCCGGCGACUCCCACUCCGCAACACGAGCUGGCCUGGGACGAACCUAACUCCCCACGGACCUUGAACUCGAAGCAGCGCAAACGA
Messenger RNA from Schizophyllum commune H4-8, 288 nucleotides. RefSeq lists its product as uncharacterized. NCBI's taxonomy places the organism in Eukaryota, Fungi, Basidiomycota, Agaricomycetes, Agaricales, Schizophyllaceae. The transcript has a single exon. The annotation marks the transcript as partial. The record is from RefSeq and is a predicted model, not a curated record.